CCUACUCCAUCUCCACCUCCGUCUCCAUCCCCAUCUCCCCCUCACCAGCAGGCUCCCAAUCCAGCAGGGGCUCAUCUCAAAAUCAACUUUGACCUCCUGCAGUGCUCUGACGAGCAGAAGGUUAUUUGUGGCCGCUAUAUGCUUAAGGGAAGUGCCGCCUUGUGGUGGUCCGGCUAUCGGAGGUUGAGGCAGGCGGAGUUUAAUGCCUUGACUUGGGAUCGUAUGAAGGAAGUGAUCAUGGAGAAGUAUUAUCCUCAGGGUUAUCGCAUGAGGAUGGAGCGCACUUUCUGGGAUCUUACCCAGGGGACUGGUACCGUUGAGGAAUACGAGCAGGAGUUCACCUGCAUGAGCGCCUUUGCUCCACAUAUGGUGGACACUGACCUGAAGAAGGCUCACAAGUUCCGAGAUGGGCUGAGUCAAACUCUUCGUAUGCAUGUUGCUAGCCAGGGAAAUCUUUCCUUUGAUGAGACUGUUAUCCGAGCCACCCAGCUGGAGAGUUAUCAGACUCUCGAUACUUCUGUCCCUUCUGCUCAGCUAGUCCAGCCUAUUGCUUCUGCACCGCCCGACUCUAGUUCGGGUAAGAGAAAGUUUGAUUCCCGUUGUGAUAACCGGAAGGGAAAGCGUGGCGGGAAUGACCGUCGUGGCGGGCGACCUGCAUCUUAUGAUCAGAAUCCGAAGUGCCCUAAGUGUGGUCGAUAUCAUCCGGGAGAAUGCCGUUUCACUCAGCGAGUUUGCUUCAACUGCAUGAAGCCCGGCCAUUUCUUCA
Messenger RNA from Striga hermonthica, 766 nucleotides. NCBI's taxonomy places the organism in Eukaryota, Viridiplantae, Streptophyta, Magnoliopsida, Lamiales, Orobanchaceae. The record is from the annotation of a GenBank genome assembly.